Acanthopagrus latus (yellowfin seabream) is the source of this 1209-nucleotide messenger RNA. Its product is annotated as band 7 protein AAEL010189-like. The record is from RefSeq and is a predicted model, not a curated record. The coding region runs from base 164 to 1033 and encodes 289 amino acids. NCBI's taxonomy places the organism in Eukaryota, Metazoa, Chordata, Actinopteri, Spariformes, Sparidae. The transcript is spliced from 7 exons. Gene Ontology annotation, cellular component: plasma membrane.
UGGGCAACGUGACGCGGAAUCCAGGGGACGGCCCCGACAACAGACCACAACGGCUAAAAGUUGUCGUUACGAAUGGCUUGAAAACAAGUAAAGUACAGCCCGGUAAUGAAUCCUACAACAAAUUAAAUUAGUUAUCACUUCACUAAGCUGUGCUGCGGGGGUGAUGCCGGGCGGUAACAGAGUUGGAGCCGUCUGUGCGGAUGAAUUUGUCGCUGCCAUCGUCAAACUCCACAGUAAACAUGGAGAGAGGAGGGGCGGCGGUGUGUGGGAGGUGCUCGGGGCGGUGCUGACCCUGCUGUCCGCGGCCUUCAUCCUGCUCACCUUCCCCCUCACAGGCUGGAUGUGUGCCAAGGUCAUCCAGGAGUAUGAGAGGGCCGUUAUCUUCAGACUGGGCCGUGUCGUUAAAGGACGAGCUAAAGGACCUGGUCUGUUCUGGUUCAUCCCCUGGCUGGACGUCAUCCAGACUGUGGACCUGCGGACUGUUUGCUUUAACAUCCGGCCACAAGAGGUUCUGACUGCCGACUGGGUGCCGUUAAAGGUGGAUGCUGUUGUGUUUUACCGGGUGGUGGACCCCUCCCUGUGGGUCACCCGUGUUAAAAAUGGCUACCAGGCUACACACACACUUGCCCAGACGACCCUGAGAGCCACACUGGGCGCACACACCCUGACGGACGUACUGACACAGAGGACGGGCAUCGCUAAGAGAAUGGAGGAGGCGCUUUACACUGCGUCCAGACUAUGGGGUGUUCUGGUGGAGCGGGUGGAGUUAAAAGACCUGACGCUCCCCGUCAGUCUGCGGCGCUGCAUGGCUUCAGAGGCCGAGGCUGCCAGGAGGGCCAGAGCUAAAAUGAUCGCGGCUGAAGGAGAGGUGAAGGCGUCUCGUGCUCUACAGGAGGCAGCGUCAGGACUUUCCCCUGUGGCUUUUCACCUCAGAUACCUGCAGUCGUUGUCCUCCGUCCAGAGCACUGCAUCCAUCGUGGUCUUCUCCCUCCCGACAGAGCUCCUCGACAUGUUCCUCUCCCAUCAGCCUUAACUAGCCACAAGAUACAGGAGAACAUGCAGCAGGAUAUCAAGCCGAUGAGAACAACAGUAAACUAGCCUGUCAAACGUGUCUUCAACCAGAUGUUUGUCAUGUUUCAGUUGUCUGUUAAUAUGUGAUUGUAAUUGUACAUUAAUUAUUCUUUUAAUAAAAAUUGAUUUUUAUAUCUA